Gossypium raimondii (Peruvian cotton) is the source of this 2076-nucleotide messenger RNA. RefSeq lists its product as uncharacterized. Bases 157 to 1776 code for a protein of 539 amino acids. The transcript is spliced from 4 exons. Lineage: Eukaryota; Viridiplantae; Streptophyta; Magnoliopsida; Malvales; Malvaceae. Gene Ontology annotation, molecular function: catalytic activity. The record is from RefSeq and is a predicted model, not a curated record.
UUUUUCUUUGAAAUUGAUAUUUCCCCUAAUUUUCACAUUAGAAUUUGUACAUAAAAGUAGUUAAAAAGUAAGCGCAGGCGGGAGUGGAUAAUCUAACCUCAGACGGACGGAUAGGCGGUGACUGCUGCUCCCUCGCCUCGCCCAAUUUCCCUCUCAAUGAGCUGUCUGCUGCUGCCCAAUUCGUGGUCCACAACAAUUCUCGCUUCUAAGGAAAGAAGAGUGAUAGAGCCACGAAAGAAGCAGCAAGAUGCAGGAAGCACCAGAGACAGAAUCCUAAUUACCAACUCCGAGAUUGCUCAACCAAAUAGCAUCCCUCCAUUGGUUAGUGCCUUGAAAACUUGCGCUCACCAAAACGCUGCUACUUUUCAUUUUCCAGGACAUAACAGGGGUCGGGCUGCACCCUCAUCCUUAGUUCAUCUCAUUGGUUUGAAGCCCUUCAUUCACGAUUUACCUGAGCUUCCCGAACUUGACAACCUAUUUUCUCCAGAGGGCCCCAUUUUAGAGGCACAAAAGCUAGCUGCCAAGCUGUUUGGAUCCUCAGAGACAUGGUUUCUUGUUGGAGGUACCACCUGUGGAAUCCAAGCAGCAAUCCUGGCAACUUGCUCCCCUGGAGAUUAUUUAAUUCUACCUCGGAAUUCUCAUAUAUCUGCCAUUUCUGCUAUCGUAUUAUCUGGUGUCAUUCCCAAAUAUAUUAUCCCUGACUAUGAUUGCCUUUGGGAUAUUACUGCUGGUGUUACUUUAUCCCAGAUAGAGAAAGCAAUCGAGGAGUUGCAUAUGGAAGGUCAAAAAGUAGGUGCAGUUUUCAUCACUUCGCCCACUUACCACGGUAUUUGUAGCAACUUGACUGACAUUUCAAAGCUAUGCCAUUCUUAUGAAAUCCCUGUGAUCGUUGAUGAGGCUCAUGGAGCACACUUUGGAUUUCAUCCCCAGCUACCCUCCUCGGCCCUCCAGCAAGGAGCUGAUCUGGCUGUGCAAUCUACUCACAAAGUCCUCUGCUCUCUCACACAGUCAUCAAUGUUACAUAUGUCUGGGAAUAUUGUAGACAGAGAAAGAAUCUGUAGAUGCCUUCAAACCCUUCAAAGCACUAGUCCUAGUUAUCUGCUUUUGGCAUCUCUAGAUGCAGCUAGAGCUCAGCUAAGUGAAAAACCAGGCAGCAUUUUCAAUAAUGCAUUAGAUUUGGCACUUGAAACUAAAAACCUUAUAAGAAAUAUUCCAGGAAUUUCAAUGCUUGGCACACUCGGAUUUUCUAACUUCCCUGUCAUUGAUCCGUUGAGGCUUACAUUUGGGUUCUGGCAGCUAGGUUUAUCUGGUUUUGAAGCAGAUGAAACCUUAUAUAGCGAUCAAGGGGUCAUCUCUGAACUGGUUGGUACUCGAUCUAUUACUUUUGCCAUAAACCUUGGAACUUGUAGGGACCAUAUCCAGAGGCUUGCAUGUGGAAUAAAGAAUCUAUCUGAAGCGUCCUUGUUGUCAUUUGAAAAAAUAAAAGGCCAAAUAGAGGACCAUUGUGGUUCAGCACCAUUUUCUGAUAUUACUGUGUGUCUUAAUCCUAGAGAAGCCUUCUUUGCAAGAAAAAGGAAAGUGGCAAUUGGAGAGAGUCUUGGGAAAAUUUGUGGGGAACUCAUAUGUCCAUAUCCGCCAGGUAUACCUGUAAUGAUCCCAGGUGAGACCAUUACAAAGAAAGCUCUGGAGUAUUUGGUGCUCGUUAAAAACAAAGGUGCAACUAUUAGUGGAGCCUCUGAUCCUUUGCUCAAUUCCAUAGUCAUAUGUGAUGUCUGAAUUACCAUAUUGAAGUGGCAAGUGAUAAGGAAUUGAAUUGUUAAAAGUUUAAGCAGAGGUGGUUUAGACUAGAUAGCUUAGAAAUUUGACAAUUAGUGUUCAAUGCCAUAACCGUUCAUUGUUGGUUUUAUCAGAUAAGUUUGAAGGAGAAACAUGAUGAGAAGUGAAGAAAUGGAAUGUUGAUGUAGAAAGUAUGAGUAGAUAUAUUGAUGUGAGUUUAUUGUAUCAAUGUUAAUGCAGUAUGUGAAAGUUGUACGACUUACAGCGAGAUGAAGUAUGCUUGCGGUUUGGUAGAGCAAA